Symbiodinium sp. CCMP2592 is the source of this 4143-nucleotide messenger RNA. The record is from the annotation of a GenBank genome assembly. NCBI's taxonomy places the organism in Eukaryota, Dinophyceae, Suessiales, Symbiodiniaceae.
AUGGGGAGCGCUGCGUCCACCGAUGCCAAGAAGGAGCUCGAGGGCAAGAGCGUGGAGGAGAUCGCAGCAGCGCUCAAGGAGCUGCCUGCUGCAGACCUCGCGAAGGUGAAGGAGGCUUUGAAUGCAGGUGCGGGACCUUGUCCCGGACCAGUUGACUGCAGCGCUGUCAAGGUGGUGGCCAAGGACUACAAGGGGCUGAUGGCGCAGCCUGCUGAGCCCAAGUUCAAGGGAGCUCUGGCACAGAUCUUCGUGCGCAGCCAGCCAUAUGGAGGCUCUGAUAAGAGCAACAACGGUCAUCGCUACGACUCCAUCCCCUUCGCCAAUGGCAUGAUCACUUCUGGGAUGAGCUGUCAGCUGAUCCAUUAUACCCACGAGGAGCACGACAAGUUCUUCGAGCUAUGCAAGGCAUUCAACUUCAUCAUUGUUCGCUGCAACCCAGGCCAGAUCAAAGCUGAUGGCGGAGACCAGCAGAAGUUUGACGAUGGGAUGCGUGAGAUGCGUAAAGCCGGCAUCCAGGUGUGGCCCUCUCCGGACGUCAUGGAGAAGAUGGGCGCCAAGGACGCCCUGUGCAAGGUGGCCACACUGAACAUUGGCCUGGAGGACACGCUGGCAUACUAUUCGCCAGAGGACUUCGCCGCGGGCUUCAAGAAGACCAUGGCCUUCCAGCCGCGCGUGAUCAAGCAGAACCGCGGCUCCUCCGGCGAGGGCAUCUGGAUCAUCAAGCUGGCCGAGGGCAACUACUGCAAGGAGUACGGUGAGCGGUCCUGCGAGGAUGGCGAGGUCCUGAAGCUGAUGGAGGCGAACGACAACCACGAGGAGACCCACACCGUCGCCGAGUUCAUCGAGUUCUGCGUGAGCGGCCGCUCGGACAAGUCCGGCGAGUGGACCUCCAAGGGCGUCGGAAAGUACCUCGAGGGCGGCAAGGAGGCCGGUGGCCAGCUCGUGGACCAGCGCUUCUGCCCGCGCAUCGUGGAAGGUGAGCUCCGCUACAACCUCAUCGUGGACUCGCUGGUGGGCAUCAUCCACAAGAAGCCCAAGGAGGGCGGCAUCUCCGCCGUGGGCGGCACCGGCUCCAUCUACACUUACUACGGCCCCGAGGAGGUAUCCUUCAAGACGCUGACCGACAACUUCCUGCAGAAGGACCUGCCGAAGGUGAUGCCGUCCCUGGAGCUGGCAGAGGAGCCCGUGCCUCUGUGGUGGACCACGGACUUCAUCUUGGCUUCCCCCGAGGGCACGCCCAAGGAGGAGGAGAAGUGGAUCGUCGGCGAGUUCAACUGCUCCUGCGUGGGCAUCUCGAGGUGCCUGGCCGCCUACUGCAAGGAGGACACCCCCAACGCCUCCUUCGACGACAUCACGGAGGAGGACAAGGCGGAGGCCAAGAAGUACGGCGACCUCAUGGGCCAGAAGGACUACAAGGGCUUGAUGGAUCAGCCAGCUGAACCCAAGUUCAAGGGCGCCUUGGCGCAGAUCUUCGUGCGCAGCCAGCCAUAUGGAGGUUCUGACAAGAGCAACAACGGCCACCGCUAUGACUCCAUCCCCUUCGCAAACGGUAUGAUCACUGCAGGCAUGAGCUGCCAGUUGAUCCACUACAGCCACGAGGAGCAUGACAAGUUCUUUGAACUUUGCAAGAGCUUCAACUUCAUCAUCGUGCGCUGCAAUCCAGGCCAGAUCAAGGCUGAUGGCGGAGACCAGCAGAAGUUUGACGACGGGAUGCGCGAGAUGCGUAAAGCCGGCAUCCAGGUGUGGCCCUCUCCGGACGUCAUGGAGAAGAUGGGCGCCAAGGACGCCCUGUGCAAGGUGGCCACACUGAACAUUGGCCUGGAGGACACGCUGGCAUACUAUUCGCCAGAGGACUUCGCCGCGGGCUUCAAGAAGACCAUGGCCUUCCAGCCGCGCGUGAUCAAGCAGAACCGCGGCUCCUCCGGCGAGGGCAUCUGGAUCAUCAAGCUGGCCGAGGGCAACUACUGCAAGGAGUACGGUGAGCGGUCCUGCGAGGAUGGCGAGGUCCUGAAGCUGAUGGAGGCGAACGACAACCACGAGGAGACCCACACCGUCGCCGAGUUCAUCGAGUUCUGCGUGAGCGGCCGCUCGGACAAGUCCGGCGAGUGGACCUCCAAGGGCGUCGGAAAGUACCUCGAGGGCGGCAAGGAGGCCGGUGGCCAGCUCGUGGACCAGCGCUUCUGCCCGCGCAUCGUGGAAGGUGAGCUCCGCUACAACCUCAUCGUGGACUCGCUGGUGGGCAUCAUCCACAAGAAGCCCAAGGAGGGCGGCAUCUCCGCCGUGGGCGGCACCGGCUCCAUCUACACCUACUACGGCCCCGAGGAGGUAUCCUUCAAGACGCUGACCGACAACUUCCUGCAGAAGGACCUGCCGAAGGUGAUGCCGUCCCUGGAGCUGGCAGAGGAGCCCGUGCCUCUGUGGUGGACCACGGACUUCAUCUUGGCUUCCCCCGAGGGCACGCCCAAGGAGGAGGAGAAGUGGAUCGUCGGCGAGUUCAACUGCUCCUGCGUGGGCAUCUCGAGGUGCCUGGCCGCCUACUGCAAGGAGGACACCCCCAACGCCUCCUUCGACGACAUCACGGAGGAGGACAAGGCGGAGGCCAAGAAGUACGGCGACCUCAUGGGCCAGAAGGUUUGUGUCCGUUGCAGUUUGCGGCUCAACACCUGUGACGUGCUUCGAUCACACCUCUACCCUUUUCCCACGGACAUGGGGGGUGCCGCUUCCAGCGAAGUGAAGAAUGCCAUCGAGGGGAAGUCGGCUGAUGAGAUCGCGGCGGCUCUGAAGGAGCUCCCCGCAGACCAGCUGGCAAAGGUCAAGGAGGCAGUGGGCAAAGGUGCUCCUGCAGCUGCCUGCCCGGGCCCGGUCGACUGCUCCAAGAUUUCGGUCGUUGGAAAGGACUACAAGGGCUUGUUGGAGCAGCCUGCGGAACCAAAGUUCAAGGGAGCUCUGGCUCAAAUCUUCGUCCGCUCGCAGCCCUACGGAGGAUCCGACAAGAGCAACAAUGGCCACCGCUAUGACUCCAUUCCCUUCGCCAAUGGCAUGAUCACUUCCGGCAUGAGCUGCCAAUUGAUUCACUACACGCAUGAAGAGCACACUGCAUUCUUCGAGUUGUGCAAGAGCUUCAACUUCAUCAUCGUCCGCUGCAAUCCAGGCCAGAUCAAGGCAGACGGUGGAGAUCAGCAGAAGUUCGACGACGGGAUGCGUGAGAUGCGUAAAGCCGGCAUCCAGGUCUGGCCCUCUCCGGAUGUGAUGGAGAAGAUGGGCGCCAAGGACGCUUUGUGCAAGGUGGCAACUCUGAACAUCGGGCUCGAGGACACCUUGGCUUACUACAGUCCUGACGAGUUCGCCGCGGGCUUCAAGAAGACCAUGGCCUUCCAGCCGCGUGUGAUCAAGCAGAACCGCGGCUCUUCCGGCGAGGGCAUCUGGAUCAUCAAGCUGGCCGAGGGCAACUACUGCAAGGAGUACGGUGAGCGGUCCUGCGAGGAUGGCGAGGUCCUGAAGCUGAUGGAGGCGAACGACAACCACGAGGAGACCCACACCGUCGCCGAGUUCAUCGAGUUCUGCGUGAGCGGCCGCUCGGACAAGUCCGGCGAGUGGACCUCCAAGGGCGUCGGAAAGUACCUCGAGGGCGGCAAGGAGGCCGGUGGCCAGCUCGUGGACCAGCGCUUCUGCCCGCGCAUCGUGGAAGGUGAGCUCCGCUACAACCUCAUCGUGGACUCGCUGGUGGGCAUCAUCCACAAGAAGCCCAAGGAGGGCGGCAUCUCCGCCGUGGGCGGCACCGGCUCCAUCUACACCUACUACGGCCCCGAGGAGGUAUCCUUCAAGACGCUGACCGACAACUUCCUGCAGAAGGACCUGCCGAAGGUGAUGCCGUCCCUGGAGCUGGCAGAGGAGCCCGUGCCUCUGUGGUGGACCACGGACUUCAUCUUGGCUUCCCCCGAGGGCACGCCCAAGGAGGAGGAGAAGUGGAUCGUCGGCGAGUUCAACUGCUCCUGCGUGGGCAUCUCGAGGUGCCUGGCCGCCUACUGCAAGGAUGACACCCCCAACGCCUCCUUCGACGACAUCACGGAGGAGGACAAGGCGGAGGCCAAGAAGUACGGCGACCUCAUGGGCCAGAAGGCUCUUGGCAUCCUCUCCAAGUGA